GAGAAUGGACGGCUUGAAGCUGUUGACAAGGUAUUUCAAAAGUACCGCUUCCACUUCACCAUCACCAAAACGAAAACUACUGCAUAUAUUACGGAUGCAGACAUGCAAUCCCAAGGACAUCGUUAUGUGAUCGCCGAAUACAAGAACGAAACCGGGAAUGCAUCAGCCGAGCCGUAUUUCCAAGCCAUAGGAUACUACCUGGAGGGGACGAGAGAUAAGGCUGUCAAAUUCAGCAGAUCCCCUUUGCCCUGCCUCCUUCUCGCCAUUUUCGGGCCACAUAUAGUGUUUGCCGGUGCCGCAUGGAAUUUGCGUCCGACGGUACAGAUCUUGUCAACACCUAUUGCGUUUCACUUUCAUUCCACCGAUAUCCACAAUCGACUUACUGUGACACGUCACAUGGCCGCUUUUCGCAAAGCUGCCGAAAGGCUGAAUGAGUAUUACGAAAACCUGACAGAAACCCCUCUUCUUACUUCCGCACCAGUCCCCCCUCAUAUGUUCGCGUACCCAACGAGUUACAGAUCGCUUCACAGCAAUACACUGAAACAUUUCCGGUACGUGAUAGAACUGGACUCUGACAAGCUCGUCUUUUCCGGAACUGAGGACGAAGGCGAUCAUAUCUGUAUCAAAUUCGUUCGAACUUAUUCGUGUGAUGCCCAUAAACACUUUGCAUCUUUGGGAUGUGCCCCAGCCUUGCGAGGGUUCGAAAAGAUCGCCGGUGGCUGGUUCAUGGUGGUCAUGGACAUGCUCCCUGCCGACUUUGAGAUGCUGAGUGCCCGCACGGGACGGCUCCCCCUUUCUGUCUUCACCGAUAUAUCCGCAAAACUGGAAAGUCUUCACGAAGCUGGUUACGUCCAUGGCGAUAUUCGCGACACGAAUAUUAUGGUGUCCAAGACCAACAAAACACAGUUCAUGAUCGUCGACUUUGACUGGGCAGGAAGCAUUGAGGAGGCACGCUACCCAGCUGGUGUCAAUCACAUAGACAUAUCCAGGCCACUGGAAGCUCGCGACGGGAAAAAGAUCUUGAAGGAUCACGACAUUUUUAUGCUCCAAGACAUGAAAAAUUCCAAAUUCAUGGAUUAGGUGUAUUCUAUUUGUAUCAUAAUGUAGCAAAAUCGUCAUGCUGAGUGAUGUGUAUUCUAUAUGGUUUUUGUAACUGAGUAAAGGUUCAGGCUAAGAAUGACAGUGAUUUCAAUAAAAUAUGACGCUGGAUUU
Messenger RNA from Serpula lacrymans var. lacrymans S7.9, 1212 nucleotides. RefSeq lists its product as uncharacterized. The transcript has 2 exons. NCBI's taxonomy places the organism in Eukaryota, Fungi, Basidiomycota, Agaricomycetes, Boletales, Serpulaceae. The record is from RefSeq and is a predicted model, not a curated record. The coding region runs from base 103 to 1080 and encodes 325 amino acids.